UUCUUCCCGAGAUCGAGCCGUCCUCCCCGCUGCUGGGAGCCGGGUCCGCCGCUGAGGAUCCAGGUCUGCAGACGGAGGGUUUUUUCUGAGCGACGCUGCAGACACAAAGGAGCUCUCCUCUCUGUUUUUCCUGUUUUUAAGGUGACAGCUUUCCCUCUGCGCUCCCACCAGCCGCCCAGACUGUCUGAGAGACCUGAAAUAUCGGACUAUUGAUAAGUUUCAAUCAGAUUUCCUGUCGUUGCGUCGGGAAGCUGCCGGGUUGGACCGAGGAAUGUUGUGAUUUAUUUAUUUUUAUUCUAAGGAGGAAGCAGAUCCAUCCGGAGCGUUUUAAUGCAAAGCCUGUGCAGGAUCAAGAUGCAGUUCCGGACGGUGCUGGACGUGAAAGUUGUGGACGUGGAGAAGAGGCGGAAUCCGUCCAAGCACUACGUGUAUGUCAUCAAUGUCACCUACUCUGACAACACGUCUCACAUCAUCUACCGAAGAUACAGCAAAUUCUUCGACCUGCAGAUGCAGCUACUUGACAAGUUCCCAAUCGAGGGAGGGCAAAAAGAUCCGAAGAAGAGGAUCAUCCCAUUUCUCCCAGGCAAAAUCCUGUUCCGGAGGAGUCAUGUGCGAGACGUGGCCAUGAAGCGGCUGCGUUUCAUCGAUGACUACUGCAGGGCUCUGGUGAGACUUCCUCCUCACAUCUCUCAGAGCGAGGAGGUGCUGCACUUCUUCGAGACGAAAGCUGAGGACAUCAACCCCCCAGUAGAGGACUAUGGAUCCAAGCGCAAGUCGGUGUGGAUGUACGGCUUUACAGACAGCCCGAGGAAAGAGGCCUCAGGGAUUGACAGCUCAGAGCCCAUGGUGCUGGAGCAGUACGUGGCCGUGGCCAACUACGAGAGGCAGGAGAACUCUGAGAUCAACCUCAAGGCUGGCGAGACGGUGGAUGUGAUCGAGAAGAGUGAAAGUGGUUGGUGGUUCGUCAGCACGUCGGAGCAGCAGGGCUGGGUCCCAGCCACAUACCUGGACUCCCAGAAUGGAACCAGAGACGAUUCGGAUCUGGCCACCUCCAGGACCGGAGAAGUUACUAAGAGAAGAAAGGCUCACCUGAAGAGGUUGGACCGCCGCUGGACCCUCGGUGGUAUAGUUAACCGCCAGCAGAGCAGAGAGGAGAAAUAUUUGACGAUCCAGCCGUACACCAGCCAAGGCGCGGAUGAAGUGAGCUUUGAGAAAGGGGUCACCGUGGAGGUAAUCCAGAAGAACCUGGAGGGCUGGUGGUACAUCAGAUAUUUAGGAAAGGAGGGGUGGGCACCGGCCUCCUACUUGAAGAAACUAAAAGACGACUUCUCGCCUCGUAAGAAAACCCUAACGGGCCCCGUGGAGAUCAUCGGAAACAUCAUGGAGAUCAGCAACCUGCUGCAGAAGAAGUCGGUCAGCGAGAAGGACAUCCAGACAGACGGAGAGGGAAGCAACACUCCAGAGCGCCACAUCACCAAGAGCGAGAUCAGCCUGCCCAUGCCCUAUAACUCAGAAAUCAACGCCGAGACGGGCAGGAGGCUGAGCGCCGGCCGUGACACCAACAGCCCCUGCCUGGGGAUAGCCGCCAGUUCUGCCCUGAGUGAGAAAGUCAGAGGGGAGCCCGGGUCUCCAGCUGUAGCACGAGUGGCUCCACACAGAGUGGAAAUUGGCUUUGAAGCUGUAGGGUCUCCAAAUCUGAGGCAGAAACCUCCCCCAAGAAGAGAAACCAACUUGGGUCUCCAGUUACCAAAGCCACCAGAGCCCCCUGCUGUGGAAGCAGAGUAUUACACCAUAGCAGAUUUCCAGUCCUCCAUCUCCGAUGGCAUCAGUUUCCGUGGAGGACAAAAGGCUGAUGUGAUAGAGAAGAACCCAGGAGGUUGGUGGUACGUGCAGAUUGGGGAGAUGGAAGGCUGGGCCCCCUGCUCCUACAUCGACAAGCGCAAGAAGCCCAACCUCAGCAGACGGAGCAGCACUCUCACCCGCCCCAAAGUCCCUCCACCAGCUCCCCCGAUCAAAAAGCAAGACUCAGAGGAGGCCCCCCAGUCUCUCAACCCUUCCUCCAAAGCCACGGAGCAGCCCAGCAGGCCAGUGUAUGAGGAACCGGAGUAUGAUAUUCCCGCAAUCGGAUGCGAGGGCGAAUCUGACAGUGAGUUUCUGAAGAACGAGCGCUCCCAAGAGGUGAAGACCAGCAAUGUUGUCUCUGAAAAGUACCAUAGCUCCCCUCCGUCAAAUAAAGCUUCACCUCCGGUCUGCAAAGCUUCCCCAGUUUUCGCUCAUCGAAGAACCUCGUUCAGAUCUGUGGAAGAGGUCAGUAAGGAGGAGUGUAUCUAUGAGAAUGAUGGCUUCAGACUGAGCAGUGGUGUUGAAGGAACCAGAGUUAAAGGUUCCAGUGUACCCAGCUCUCCAAGGAGCUACCAUUCCUCAACAGUCCCAAGGAAACCUUCUGGAUCUUCCCCUUUAGCUGGUCUAACCAGGAAAACGAUGACGCCAGAGAUGAGCAGAAGAAGCCAGACACUUGGCAGACAUGUAGACAUGAGGUCUCAGGACAGCAGCCCUCACUCUUCAUCAGACGAACUAGUCAGAGGUCCAAAGAAAAGUCCCGCCCUUAAGCGGGAUAUCGAACCAGGAAUCGGUCAGAGCCCUUCCACCAGACCCAAGCCGUCUGUCAGACCUAAACCCCUCCUGACCAAAUCAGAACCCCAGAGCCCUGAGAGAAUGGACAUCAGCUCUCUGAGACGGCAGCUGAGGCCUGCCAGUCAGUAUCGACAUAUCCUCAAACCGACUCGCGGGGAUGACUCGGAGACAGCUUCUGUUAUCUCCUCAGAGGGUUCCAUGUGUUCACGCAGUACGUCCGAUCUGUCUUCUGUAUACUCUAAGGGGAGCCGAGGGGACUCAGAUGUGGAAGGCCCUACCUUGUACCGCUCUGUCGAUGUCUACAAGAAGGUCCAGGACUCUGAAAUCAGUUUUCCGGCAGGAGUGGAAGUUGAGGUUUUAGAGAAGCAGGAGAGCGGCUGGUGGUACGUCCGCUGGGGCUCAGAGGAGGGCUGGGCUCCCUCUUAUUACCUUGAACCGGUCAAGAAGGUGGGUGAUCCAAGUGUUUUGGAGUCAAAUGGACAAAGAAAUAGUGGGAAAAAGUCUAACAGCCUGGAGAAGAAUGAGAAGCAUGUUUUAGCCCUGAAUAACAUCAACAUUCAGGGUCUGACCCAGCAGCACCAAGGAUUGAGAGGAAAUUCUCCUCCGAUUCCUUCCAAGCCCCCCGGAGGCUUCUCCAAACCCUCUGGACUGGUUAACGGAGGCGUACGGAUGAGAAAUGGUGUACGGCAGGUGGCGGUCAGGCCCCAGUCUGUUUUUGUGACCACAUCACAGACCUCUAAGGAUUCCCACUACAUGACUGGUUCCUUACGGAGAAACGAGUCCCUCGGCAGGAGUGACCACUACAGCUCUGGUUCUGCUACUCUCGGAGUUCGCAGAAAUGCCUCCUUCAGUACUGUACGACCCCACGUUGUCGUCGAAAGCCAGACGAGGCCAGUUGAGCGCUCCGGUCUGGGAUGCUCAGGAACCGCCUUCAGCACCUCCAAUGUCCCUGAUGCCUUGAGCAGAGUGAGCCAGCGCAACGGGAUCCCAGUGUCCACAGUGCGUCCCAAGCCCAUCGAGAAGAGCCAGCUAAUCCACAAUAACCUCGGCAGGGAUGUGUACGUGUCCAUCGCAGACUACCGUGGCGACGAGGAGACUAUGGGCUUCACUGAAGGAACAUGUCUAGAGGUUCUGGAGAGAAACCCCAACGGAUGGUGGUAUUGCCAGGUGCAGGACAGCCUGCUUCCCCGCAAGGGCUGGGUCCCGUCUAAUUACCUGGAGCGGAAAAAAUGAAACCCAGUCCCCUUAUAUGAUGUCUCCAUAGAGCUGUGGGCCGUGAGCCCCUAAGAAUGUUACCCCCAACCUCCCUUAAGCAAUAUGUCCUUGAUAAUGUACACUUAUGAAAAGAUGGAGGAAAUAGGAAAGAACACAAUAAAUUUUUCAGAGAAUGAGAGAAAAAAACAGAACACCUCUGAAGCAGGAAGGCAGAGAAAAACAUUGACAUAUUAAGGGAGAGGUUUCGAUUCUGCAGAAGCCAAGCAGGAUACUGGCUUUGCUGAUUAUGAUGGCCAAUAAGUGCCUUUUGUGUUUGAUCACCUGAUGGCAGAACUUUAAAUCAACCAAAUCUUUCUUCAAGAGUGCCAUAGUCCUGCGAACACCACCAAGAGUUUUACUAUUACCGCUUCAGAGUUCCAAGCAUCCUGAUUCCAGUUCCUGAUCAAACAGAUUGACGAAGACGACUAUGAAAUCUCUCUUUUUUCAUGUCUGUUUCAUUGUCACGUUUUGAUGCAAGUCUUCCUCUGAGAAUUAUUUCUGCCGUCUUGGAACAUCUGUUUGAAGUUCAAACUAACUCUGAACAAACAAGUUGGCCUAAACUGGUGCUUACAUUCCUCAAGGUGUUAUGAUAUUCAAACGUGUAUUUAGUGACGUGGAAAAACUUGGAAGUUGGAUAUUUAGUUUUUUAAUGUAUGCCUUUUAGACCAAAAUUCCAGACAAAACAAUUAGCUUACAAAGAUUUUAUCUCCAGAAAAAUCUGUUCCUAUAUGUGUUUUGUUUCAUGUAUGCAAUAUAAAGCUGCUGUCACUGCAACAUGUGAAAUAAAUCCCAGGGACACUUUCAAAAUGUGAUCACACCCAAUAGAAACAGCUUUUCAUUGGCAAAAUAAACAUUUUCUACUUUACCUGUUAUUUAUGGAAAAAAAAUGAACAGGCUUUUAAUUACAAAUAUUUAAAACUUUUUCUGUUCCUGGAAGAACUUGACAUGUUUUCACAAAAUUAAAGAACAAUGGAAACAAUAUGUAAAAAAAAAAAAUAUUAUUAAUGCUGUCCAAUAGAGUCUUAAUAACUAAUUUUAAUGUUUUGAAUAAUUUUUAUUCAACAAGUAUCCCAAUAUCCUGCAAAUAAAACUGCAAUUAUGGACAAAAGUAUCAAUAAUACCUUGUGAUACAUCACAUUCAGAGUUAUAGCUGAACUUUCAGAUUCGCAAUCAACGGAUGUUCAAGACAGCUGAAAUACAUUUUCUGACACACUUUAGGCUUUAUGUGUAUUUUAUUUUAUUAUGUUUCUGCUGGACAGUAUCAUAAUCUCUAACAGAGUACAUAAACUGCUCAGAGUCUAUUUUAACGAAACCAUAAAAUUAUUUUCUUUGCUCUGUGAUUGCACAACGGCAAUAACGAGGAACGAAGCGGUUCUGUUUUGGGAAAUUAGUGCACUUUAAAACUUGUUUUGUGGUGCAGUAAUUUAAAGAUGCAGUAAAUACUCAGCAUAUUACUCAUUCAAUGUUUUUGUCAUUUUUAUUUAAAUUUGCAGCUCAAACUCUUGAUGUGAAAGUCAGCUGUUUUGGUACAAUUGGCGAAACAGAGACCUCGUGUGGAGGUUGAGAGGUACUACAAGAUUUUCUACCUCAGUGCAAGAAUAAAAAUGCGCUGCUGGUCAGUGAGUAUCUCAGAAAUUUUACUUUAUUUUUCAAUCAUAGUGCAGCUAAAUUUACUGAAUUGAUUUGUUACUAUUUAAUUUUGUAUCAGACAGUAAUUUAUUUUUGCAUUUUUUUAUGCUGUGGGCUGCAACUUUAGCAAAGCACGAGCACUUCCUUCAUCCUUAUUGGUCUUUACAUAAUGCCUGAUUUAAAAGCAUAUUUAUUAUGAGGUUUUUAUGAUUUAACAAUCAGCAUAUUCACCCUUUCUAAGGAUCUAUUCAUCAAAUAAUUAUCUGGGUCUCUGCCUCAAUCAGAGUUCAAGUAUCUUGGAGAUUGUUCAUGAGUGAUGGAGAGGGAAGUGAGAGCUCUGCUCCAGGCUGCUGUGCUGAGCUGAGCUGGAAGGUGAAGAUCUUGAUUUUGUUCUCCUUCCACCUUCCAUCCUUCGUUAGUUAUGGAUCAUAACUGAAAAAAACAAGACACAAGCAUUCCCUCCAGUAGGGGAUUUCCAGGGUACGGCACCUUAAACAUAAUACUAAGACAAGUUAAUAAAAUGUUUUUUUUUACAUUGUGUCUCAUUACAACCACAAACCUCAGUGUCUUUAUUGGUUUAUGGCAGGAACAUCAUGUGUAGAAACUCCGAGUCCUUGAAGCCGGAUUGUGUGGAGAUGGUCGGCUCCUCAGGCUUACUGUGUCGAUCUCCUCUAUGUCCAGUUCUUCCUCCCCUGCUACUAAAGACAAAGGUUUUCUAAUGCCACAAAAUUAGAAAAUCUAAUUUUACUCCACUUACAAUAAGUUUUCAAAUCAGUCGGGUUGGAAGUAGAGCAUCUUUGAUCAUUUUUCAUGUCUUGUCACAGAUUUGCUGAUGGAUUUAGGUCUGGACUUUGACUAGGCCAUUUUAACACAUGGACAUGCUUUGGUCUGAAUGAUCACUAUCAUUAGGGUGGUUGUAUUGCUGAACUUCCCACCCAGUGUGAAAUCUUACAACCUAUCCAGCUACAUGACAGUCGGGAUGAUGUACUUUAAUCUUCUGCCACACAAAGUUUGGUAGUUUUGUUUGCAGGUCAGGAAGUUGAACAUCGUCUGACUUUAUCCAAGCAACUUCUUCCAUUUUCAUCCAUUUCCAUUAAGGUUUGUGGCUGUAGUGACAGAAUGCAGAUGAAAUGUUGUUGUUACCUCUGUGACCCGAACCCAGAUGAAUUCAGCUGACUUAAAGGAUAACAAGCGUUGAUGUUUCAUUACUGCACCCAGAGUGAGCAUGCUGAUUGGUCCCUUUCUGACGACGGCAUUAUGUAAAUGUGUUGAAUCACUUCAGCUCAUGUUAUGACUGCAUACUUCUUUGUUUGAUUGCUCUGAACCUUUGUUCAAGGAAAUCUUUCUGUACCAAAUCUACGUUUGCCUGUGCAGCAUUUAACUAUGCUUUAAAUUUCUUUUUCUUUCUGUGUUUUAUUUGUCAAAAGUUGAAAUGUACCCGUGAGGAUAUGUGCAAUAGACAGAAACGGCGCCACAGAUGUAAAAAAAAAAUAAGAAAAAAGAAAAGUGCUGGGGAUGGACGUCCUGGAUCAAACCGAGGCCCUGAAACACAUCGGACCAAAGCAGGAGGAUCUCCACUGAAACCCCCUCCGGAGUCACAUCACAUCCAUCUGGCAGCGGAGAGCCACGGGCCCCGUCUUCAGGGGCCCUCAGUGGCCCCGCUUUGAGCUGUCACGUUCGUGCCUGACUGGAGUUUUGAGAUUUUUGUGUGUUGUUGUUUUUCCUCGCCCUCGGGAGCGCGUCCUCCUUCUCAACCCACAGGAGCGUCUCUGCUGACAUUCCCCCCCUCCCUCGCUGUCAGACCCAGUCAGACCUCCUCGCCGCCGUUCGCACGGUAAAGGUGACAUUUAAGCGUAGGUGAUGGCGCACUCGCUGACAUCAGCCGGAGAGUCUCGGCAGUAAACAAGAGACCUGAGAGACGAAUCCUCCUCCAGCCCAUUUCUGCUCCAUCCAUCAUCUUCCUGGAUGUUCACCAAACAGAAAAAUCUGAUGUUUUUCUCAGCGCAGAGCCCCCAGCAGGCCGCACUGACGUGCUAUAGGUCAGCGCACACAGCUCUCCGUCUCGUUAGGGGCUAGAAAGCCUUCAGUUUGAAUACUUUAAGUCAAAUUUCAGGAAUAAAUCUGCUGCUGAGAGUUAAAUGAAAAGCUUGAAACCAUCCUCAGAGCUCUGGAGCGAAUGUUGAAGAUGUCUAACCUUUCACCUUUAGAGCUUUACAGUUAAAAAAAAACUUGGAAAAAACAACUAAAUCAGAUAUGAUUUCUGUUUUCAUCUGGAAAGAAAAUAAACUUUGGAAAUUUGGACAAGAGAACAUUUGGCAAAAUGGUCAGCAGAUUCAUGUCAGUUUAGUUUAACUAUGAACUUUAAUUUAAAUCUGUCUAAAGAUUAAAUCUGGUAAAAGUUUAAAUUUGCUGGAAAAAAAAGAUCAUUUUAGAUCAAUUCCUGCUAAUUUGCACUGAAAAGCUGCAGUUUCACUACAAAAGUUCAAAAACGUUAAAAUAAUGUAUUCUUUCUGGGAUUAACCACGUUUAUGUAGAAUAAGGCCACUGAAAAAGGGAAAUCCUUGAUUUUUCUCAGCAGAUUAAAGUAAAAACUUUGAUUUGGGUAUUACGUCACAUUCUGAAUAUUUGGGAAAAUUCAAUGUUUUGUUUUUUUUUCUUUAGCAAAUUGUUACUUUUUCAUUUUAUACUUUCUAAAACUUCAAAAAUCCCAUUUUGUGCAGCUCUCUUGUGGUUCCUCUUUGACAUUCUUUCAGUCUGAAGUGGAAUUAAUGGAGAAUUGGGAAUAAUUUUAAGCUGCUCAUCUAACUCUCAGCAUAAUUCCAGAACAGACUUUUUAUCCGAGGGUCUCUCAGCAGCAGCGACUUUUUAAAAAAAAUUAAAUUUACGCAGAAAAGUUUGUGGAUCUGUUGGUUUCCAUCCACCUGCAGCUCUGCUGUCCAGAUCCCUCUGGACGUCCCAACAGUCCGUUAUUAUUCAUUUAAAAACAGCUUGAUGAAAUGUCACACUUCCUCCACACAGCUAAGUUUCCUCUUCCUCUUGAAAUGUCCUGGUUGUCUCAGAGAAUGUUGAUAGGAUGUGUGUUUCAGAGCAGGUGUGUUCAGGUGAAGGAGGAUGCAGGGAGAUGGGCGGUGAAAGCAUGUUGGUCAGUGUUUGAAUCGGAUUUAAUUUCAGAUUCCGCAUCUCCCUGAAGUGUUUGAGGAGGUUUUUGGGAAACAAUAGGUGUGAGCCGGUCUCUUUCUUCGCUUUGCUCCUUUCUUGUUUUGUUCAAAGGAAAACUGAAGGUGUUGAAGUGGAUGUGGAAAGUUUCUUUGCAUGUAAUGAAGUCAAGUUUGUGGAAGGAGGGAGUGCUGGUGGUGAGAGGAGCAGGUUUGGUUGGACAGGUUUAGGAAGUGAAGGUUGAGGACGAUUCUGCAGGUUUUUAAUUUACUUUCUGGUUUAGUUUAAGAGAUCGAGAAGAAGGAGGAAGAGGAAGAGGCUGUGUUGAGGAAUGAAGCUCGCUGCUGUGGCUGUUUUCAUCUGAGGCCUCAGUUUAAUUAGGACAAAGGUUCAUCUUAAGUAAAGUUGAUUGUGAGCAUAUCCCAGACAUCCUGAUCAGUCAGAGAACAGAGUUCAUCUCCUCCCUGCUGUGGAACGCAGAGUGCCAAAAACUCCCACCAGAAAGUUCCUGCAGAUCAGAAAUCCUGCUCUGUAAAUCCCGACAGAGAACCAGUUUACCAGCCGUGCUAACAAACAACUGCAGGCCUUCAGUUGGACCAAACGAGGUGCUACUCUUUCAUGUUUCCUCUGUUUUCUUUCUCUGCGUUGGGUUAAAGCCUCGCUGACUCCUUGUUUUCAGAAGACGUGCCACGAGGACUGAAAGUCCGGAUGUUUCCCGAUCUGAGACCUUCCCUUUUGAAAACAGGGCCGUUUCUUAUCUCCAGCUUCAUUUUGAUGAGUCUCAGUGUCUUUCUCUUGUUUUGUAUCUUCUACAUGUUUACAUUGUAUCUGCCCAAAAGAUAAACGAUAUUAAAUGUAUUAUCUUUGCUGUUUUCA
Xiphophorus hellerii (green swordtail) is the source of this 9549-nucleotide messenger RNA. RefSeq names its product SH3 and PX domains 2Aa (gene sh3pxd2aa). NCBI's taxonomy places the organism in Eukaryota, Metazoa, Chordata, Actinopteri, Cyprinodontiformes, Poeciliidae. The record is from RefSeq and is a predicted model, not a curated record. Gene Ontology annotation, molecular function: protein binding; phosphatidylinositol binding; superoxide-generating NADPH oxidase activator activity. Gene Ontology annotation, cellular component: cytoplasm. Bases 331 to 3867 code for a protein of 1178 amino acids. Gene Ontology annotation, biological process: superoxide anion generation. The transcript is spliced from 16 exons.